Molecule: messenger RNA, 3732 nt
Organism: Cornus florida
Lineage: Eukaryota; Viridiplantae; Streptophyta; Magnoliopsida; Cornales; Cornaceae
Exons: 20
Coding region: 496-3267 (923 amino acids)
Biological process (GO): double-strand break repair
Cellular component (GO): site of double-strand break; nucleus
Source: RefSeq, a predicted model, not a curated record
AAGGUCCAAACCAAAAAUUAAACUAUGAAGUGGUGUUAGCACUUAACCCACAUGUUCCAUCCUUGGUAGUGGAGAAGGCCCCCUCUAAUCUUACGUACGACUUGGUGUAAAUUUAUGCAUGUGUUUAUGUACAACCCAGUGUAAAUUGAUGCAUGUGUUAGUGUAAGGAUGAUGUGUGGGAGAUUUAUGCAUGUCUUAGUGUAAGGAUGUCCUAUACGGGUGCAAGGACAUCCCGUUCUGUAACAAACUUCGGUGUUAUCCAUGCUGCCAAACGGACCUUCUAGAGCACCAGCGCGCACACAUUUUUGCUGCAAUUUCCCGCCAGCAGGAACAAAAAGGAACACCUCGAAAGUGUGCGUUUCUCGACACUCUGCGUGAGUGCUUCGGACGAAGAAAAUCUGCUAAAUCUGUGCCCUGAAAUUCUUCAAUUGCCGAUAUUUCUUCGAACCAGUGAUUCAAAUUUAGAAUAAUUGGCGAGAACUGAGAUCAGUGAGAAUGGGGGAUGUGAAGAGAUGGUCAGUGACCUACACAAAGCACAUCAAACAGAAGCGCAAAGUUUAUCAAGACGGUCUCUUAGAACUUCAUACCUCUACCCACAAGAUCAUGCUUUAUGAUGAUUGUGAGAAGCUCCUGGUUAGCAGGGUUGUGAAAAAAGAUGAGGUUGUCAGAUGUGGUGAAACAUUGACAUUUGAUCCUUAUCUUGUUGAUGUUGGGGAUCCUGAAGGGGACCAGAAACGGAUACCUGAUUUGAAUUUCCAAGGAAGAGAUAAGAAAGUAACUGAGAAAUCCGGGCCACUCAGUGGCAAAAAGUUUAGGAAUAACUCAACUUCUGCUGAUGACAGGAAGACUAAUUCAGGGAAGAAUAAAGCACCAACAAGUAAUCUAAGUCCAUCGCAAAAAUUUAUCGGAGAGUUCAAAAGGACUGAACUGAACAAGUACAGAGCACAACCUUAUCCAGAGACAACAAAAGUUAACACAACUGAAUGGCAGGUCCUGUACACUACACAAAUAACUCAAAAAGUGAAGAAAUAUCAUGAUGGUAUCUUAAAGGUUGCAUCUUGUGGUUCCCAAGGGAGGCAGGUCACACUUUACGAUACAAGCAGAAGACUCUUAGAUAGCAGAUUCCUUAAAAAGGAUGAAGUGAUUGGAUCUGGUGAAUCACUAGCUUUUGAUUGUCAUUUGGUUGACAUAGGAGUACCUGAAGGAGAUCAUAAGUCUCCAAUGGACUUGAACGUCCAAGGAAGAAGUUGCAAUGCAGUUGGAAAAACAGGGUUACUACAUGGACAACAAGCUCGGCAUAGUUCUUCUGUUGAGUGUGGAAUUUCGGAAUUGAGUAACAGUGGGUCCCCACAGAAUUGUCUUAAAGCCAUUAAAACUGCUGUGAAAGAAUGGCAUGCUCUUUUCACUACUCAGAUAACUCAGAAAGCGAAGAAAUACCACAGUGGAAUCCUCAAACUUGCCUUUUGUGGUUCCUACCGUAUGCAGGCCACUUUACUAAAUGAAGAUGGAACAAUUCUGAGCAGUAAAUACCUCAAGUUAUCCGAAGAUGUGAGAACUGGGAGUGCAUUUGAACUUCCAAAUUAUUUGGUGGAGGUUGGUGAGCCACGGACAUGUCCUGAAGGAAAAGAAGUGGAUUCAAAUUGUAGCAGUUUUGAUGUUGACAACAUUACAUUAAGUAGGAGAAUGGCUGUAAAUAAGCCUUUACAUGAUGAAUGGCAGGUCCUGUACACUACACAAAUAACUCAAAAAGUGAAGAAAUAUCAUGAUGGUAUCUUAAAGGUUGCAUCUUGUGGUUCCCAAGGGAGGCAGGUCACACUGUACGAUGCAAGCAGAAGGCUCUUAGAUAGCAGAUUCCUUACAAAGGAUGAAGUGAUUGGAUCUGGUGAAUCACUAGCUUUUAAUUGUCAUUUGGUUGACAUAGGAGUACCUGAAGGGGAUCAUAAGUCUCCAAAGGACUUGAAUGUUCAAGAAAGAAGUUGCAAUGCAGUUGGAAAAACAGGGUUACUACAUGGUCAACAGGCUCGGCAUGGUUCUUUUGUAGAUUGUGGAAUUUCGGAAUUGAGUAACAGUGGGUCCCCACCGAAUUGUCUUAAAGCCACUAAAACUGCUGUGAGAGAAUGGCAUGCUCUUUUCACUACUCAGAUAACUCAGAAAAUGAAGAAAUACCACAGUGGAAUCCUCAGACUUGCCUUUUGUGGUUCCUACCGUAUGCAGGCCACUUUGCUAAAUGAAGAUGGAACAAUUCUGAGCAGUAAAUACCUCAAGUUAUCCGAAGAUGUGAGAACUGGAAGUGCAUUUGAACUUCCAAAGUAUUUGGUGGAGGUUGGUGAGCCACGGACAUGUCCUGAAGGAGAAACUCAUAACGAUGCUUAUUCAGGAAAAGAAGUGGAUUCAAAUUGUAGAAGUUUUGAUGUUGACAACAUUAAAUUAAGUGGGAGAAUAGCUGUAAACAAGCCUUUACGUGAUGCCCAUGAAAUCUUGUCUAUAAUGAGAAAACCUACCACUCAAGAGGAUAAUAUUGUACCCAUGGAAAGGGCUUCUGAGGAAAAGUGCCAUGCUUCACAAUUUUCAGACUUUAUGCGUUUUCAUCUUCAGAAUGAAGUGCAGGAACAACCUACGCAAGACUCCAAUAAUAAGAGAGGUGAAGAAGACGAUCAUGUCGAAGAAACAAUCCAAAGGCAUGACUACAAUGCAGAGAUGUUAAAAUGUAAAGCUGUUCAUCGUGAUCAUUCACUCGAUGUCAGCAAAUUGGUAGAUUCGGAAAACAAAGGGGAAUCGCAUACUAAAGGUUUUACUUCAUCAAGGUUUUCUCUUGGAUCUGAAGCAUCAGACAUAUCGAGACCCAAAUUUGAUGCAGAGUGCAUUGGACGGAGCUUCAUGAGGCCAGUUUCCUCUAAUGAAGAUCCUAGAGUUUUGGAUGCUCUAGAAUCAUACUUCCCUGAUGAUGCCCAACAUCCUACUGCACCAGUGCCACAUGAUGAAUCUAAUGGGAAUGUGGAAACUGAGGAUUCUAUGUCUUCCAAAGCAAUAUCUAGGUUAUGUGAUGGUCAAUUCUCCAAUGAAGUGAAAAGUGGGAACUACCCCCAGCGUAAUGCAGGUAGCAUGGAAAUCGGUGCUAGAUGGCGUGAAGGAACUUUUGCUUGUAAUUUAGCAAGUUCAAGUGCGUGUACUCCUCUUGCCCCUGGCGGUGUUGAAAGGAUGAGUUUUGAGGAGCAUAAGGACACAAGCAAAAUGAAUGAAUGUCCUAGUUUUGAUCUUGGAUUUUGAACAAGGACCGCUUCAUCUUCAUUUCCUUUGUUCCUUUUCAAUACAGUUCAUGGCGAUGCCCUGUUAUAGAGGAAAUGUCUGUGAAUCUGAGAAAGUUGUUAAGACAUAGUACCAUGCAGUAUGGAUGUUGCAGGGCCAUCCAGUUUCUCCUUUGCUGCGAAGGAAUCUUGGACGCCAAUAACUUGUCAACAUAGAUACUCGUGAGCAUUCGAUCUGUGCAAUAUUCUUGUCAUUUUUGCUUUAAAUUUCAUAUCAAUGAAAGAGUGGAAAAAAAGAUGGCAGUUUUUUUAAACACUGGUGCCCUGCCUCAUUCUUUGUGUUUUGAGAGAUUGAGAUACGUGAGUAAGCCAUCAUUUUUUUUCUCUGUAACACUGAAAGUCGACAAUUCCCCUGGGCACAUACAAAAUUAUAGAUUUUGUAUUCUAGACUUUUCAGUUAUGAUUUAUAUUGUUGAUCUUUCAGCUA